Rhopilema esculentum is the source of this 2328-nucleotide messenger RNA. The record is from RefSeq and is a predicted model, not a curated record. NCBI's taxonomy places the organism in Eukaryota, Metazoa, Cnidaria, Scyphozoa, Rhizostomeae, Rhizostomatidae.
AUGUUGCGUGUAGAAGAGAUCCAAGAGGCAGAAGAAUUGUGGAUAAAAGAUACACAAGUGAUGGUGAAAGGAAGAAAUAGUUACUCUCAAAUAAAGACACAGCUUGCAGUGAUAGAAAUCAAUGGAAUCUUACACUGCCAAGGACGUCUUCAAAACACAACACUACCAGUUGAAAGCAAGUUUCCAAUACUGUUACCCCAGGAUAGCAGAUUUACAAGUUUGCUAAUUUCAGAGUGUCACAAGCGUACAGGACACGGGGGAGUAAAUACAACAUUAGCGGAAGUCAGAAGCAAGUUUUGGGUCUUAAAGGGACGCCAGGCUGUGAAGCAACAAUUACGUCAAUGUAUGGUUUGCAAUAAGCGAAAUGCAAAGCCAUGUGCACCACCUCAAUCUGGACAGCUACCAGCAGAGAGGGUGGUUCGAGGCAACCCGUUUAGUACAACCGGAGUUGACUUUGCAGGACCUAUAUAUUUGAAGAAUGAAGAGAAGGCAUAUGUUGCACUAUUCACAUGCGGCAUAACCCGUGCAGUACACUUAGAGCUCACAGAAGAUAUGACAGCCAAUGAAUUUAGAGGAAUGUUUCGAAGAUUCAUCAGCAGACGUGGAGCACCUGCUACAGUAAUAAGUGACAAUGCAAAAACAUUCCUUGCCACUGCAAAGCACUUGAAGAAGAUAUGUGUAGAGCAAGAAUUGCAGGAUUUUUUGUUGGCCAACCGCAUUGAUUGGCAUUUCAAUGUAGCUAAGGCACCGUGGCAAGGCGGCUUCUUUGAAAGAUUAGUUGGAAUAACCAAGACAGCAUUAUUCAAGACCAUGGGAAAGGCAAAACUAACCUUUAGAGAGCUGGAAAACAUGUUGAUAGAAGUUGAAGGAAUGAUAAAUAAUCGACCACUUACCUAUCAAACAUCAGAUUUAGAGGAAGAGCCCCUCACUCCAAAUCAUAUGAUUCAUGGUCAUCGACUAGCAAUGAUAGGGGAUGUCAAGCAUGACAACGAUGCAGAUUUUGAUGACAAGAACGUGAACAAGAGAAUGAAGUUCUUGAGAGCUAAGCUAGAGCAUGUAUGGAAUAGAUGGUCAAAGGAGUAUCUUUUAGGUCUUCGCGAAUAUCAUCGCACGACUAAAGGAGGAGAAGCAUUACCAGAGCUUGGAACUUUGGUAUUGAUCAUAGAUACUACCAUUGAACGACGUUUCUGGAAGUUAGCCAAAAUCUCCAGUUACAUAAAAGGAAGAGAUGAUGUAGUUCGAGCAGUAAGAUUAGAUGCGGUAUCUCAAGGACGGAAGAUUGUAAUGGAAAGACCACUUCAAGGAAUAUGCCCCUUAGAGAUAAAAGCACAAGUAGAAGAGCAAUAUACUCAGGAAAAGCAAGUUCAGGCAAAAGAAGUCAAGCCAAGAAGAGUAGCAGCUUUUGCAGCUGACGAAUUAUUGAAAGUACAUGCACAGUCAUUAAAUCAAGAGAUAUUUUACGACACCAGUACCAGCACCUGCACAAGCACCCAGUCCAGCACCAGCACCAGAAUCAACACCAGCUCCAGCACUAGUACCAGCACCAGCAACAGCAACAGCACCAUUACCAGCACCAGCGCCAUCGCAGGCACCGGAUCCAGCACAAGCACCAGCACCAGCACCAAUACCACCACCACCACCAGAAAAGGCACCAGCACAAGCACCAGCACCACCACCAGCACUAGCACCACCACCAGCACCAGCACCAGCCUAAGCACCAGGACAGGCUUAAGCGCCAGCACCAGAACCAACACCAGCACAAGCACUGGGUCAAACACAAGCACCAGCACCACCACCAGCAGUAGCACCAGCCUAAACACCAGCACCAACUCCAGCAUUGGGACAGGCACCAGCACAAACGCCAGCACCAGCCCAAGUAACGGCCAAAGCACAAGCAGCCGAAACAACACCAGCACCAGCUCAAGCACCAGCACCAGCACCAGCACAAGCACUUGCACUAACCCAAGUUUCCGCUACGAGUACCAGCACAAGCAACAGCACCAGAAUCAGUACCGGCACCAGUACAAGAAAGAGCAUAAACACCAGCACAAGAACCAGCACAAGCACCAGCAGAAGCGCCAGCACCGGCCCGGGCACCAUGACAAGCAACAGCACAAGCAGCAGAAGCAGCAAAAGCACUGGGAGCAGCACAAGCACCAACACCAGCACCAGCCUAAGCAGCAGCACCAACACCAGCAGCAACUCUAGAACCAGUACAGGCACCAGCACAAGCGCCAGUACCGGCCUAAGGACCAGCAUUAGCACCAGCACCAGCAUCAGCACCGACACCAGCACUUGCACCAGAUCCAGAACAAGCACCAUCAUCAG